AUGGCGAAAUUAUCAUCAUCUGUACCGCGUCUUGCACUAAGCGUGCGUGGAGCUCUACGGCCCAUACAGCGCAACCAUGCGAGAUGUUUCUCGGCCGCCACAAGGUAUCGAACGGAUGGUGUUUACCGAGAAUUGACGGCGAUGCGAACGCGAACUCCCUUCAUUGAGGCAUUCAGGAAGCAACAAGAAGAUGCAAAUGGGUCGAAGCCGGUGUCGACGGAGAAGGUCGAGAGAGACAGGAGCCCCAAAACCAUGUCUGAUAGUUUCCAUCGAGUGAUUUUACCAUUGGCUCGAGACCCGUGGCUUUUGGAUUCUUACAUUACCUCUUCCGGGCAUAUCCGACUCGGUACUAUCUUCAUGGAUCUAGAUGCUCUGGCCGGUGUUGUUGCAUACAAGCAUACAGGCCCCUCGGUGAUGACAGUUACUGCUGCGGUUGAUCGUAUAACUCUGCGACGUCCGCUGAGUCAAAUCUGCGAUUUGGAGCUCAGUGGCAAGGUGACCUUUGCAACGGGACGGAGUAGUAUGGAGGUGUCGCUGCAGGUUGCAAAGGCACCCGAGGAAGGCAAGCCGGUCGAGGAUAGUGAUAUCUUGAUGACUUGUGCUUUCACCAUGGUAUCACUGGAUCCAGCUACAAGGAAGCCUGUCUCAAUCAGUCCUCUUAUCACAAGGACUCCUGAGGAAAAGAAGCUCUUCCAAGAGGGGGAAGCGAACUACAACUUGAAGAAAGCCGAAUCAAAGAAGGCCCUCCGGAAACAAGCGCCAAACGAUGAAGAGUCUGAUUUGAUCCAUACUCUCUGGCUCAAGCAAACUGACUACCACGACCCCAACACCAGCGCCCGAAAGCCCGACAACGCUCUCUGGAUGGGAUCCACCCAAAUCCAAAGCGUGAUGAUCAUGCAGCCGCAAUACCGCAAUCGCCACAACUUCAUGAUCUUCGGCGGUUUCCUCCUGAAAUCCACCUUCGAGUUAGCAUUCACGUGCGCCUCUGCCAUCUCGCACAGCCGGCCCACGUUCAUCGCGCUCGACCCCUCGACCUUCGAGAACCCCGUGCCCGUCGGCUCCGUGCUGUAUCUGACGGCAACGGUGGCCUACACGGACUCGCCGAUCGUGUCCUCGGGCGACGGCGACGCGAAGGUCUCGCCCGAAGGCAGCACGCGCAUCCAAGUGCGCGUCGACUCCAAGAUCCGCGACGUCGCGCACGGCGAGACGAAGCCGACGGGCCAGUUCAAUUACACGUUUGAGGUGAAGAAGGAUAUCAAGAUCAUCCCGGAGAGCUACGACCAGUUCAUGAUGUAUCUGGAUGCGAGGAGGAGGAGCCACCGGGCAAAUGCUAGCUUGGCGGGGAGCGGGAGUAAGAUUGAGAGCGUCAUGGAGUAGAGAAAGAGGUAUGUAAGGUAGAGAGAGGUAGAGAGGGCAGUGGAGUAGGAAAAAGGGCUGUGUAAAUUGUUGUAAAGUAGGUAGAGAGCAUAUUACGGAGUAGGGGCAGGAUACAGGUGCUUUGAAACUUUCUGAUUGUCACAUAGAUUCUUCCGCCCCGAUGGUGGCCUCUUGGCGUCUAUAGAUGUGGAGGGCGUGGCAUGACUAGGUCAAUAUUGUAACAUGAGUCUUUGUAUAUAUCAAAAGAAAGGCGCCGCCACCACAAUUGGGGACCGCUGCAUGGAAUACCU
This is a messenger RNA of Amorphotheca resinae ATCC 22711, 1667 nucleotides long. RefSeq lists its product as hypothetical. The record is from RefSeq and is a predicted model, not a curated record. Gene Ontology annotation, molecular function: fatty acyl-CoA hydrolase activity. Gene Ontology annotation, cellular component: mitochondrion. Gene Ontology annotation, biological process: acyl-CoA metabolic process. NCBI's taxonomy places the organism in Eukaryota, Fungi, Ascomycota, Leotiomycetes, Helotiales, Amorphothecaceae. The coding region runs from base 1 to 1377 and encodes 458 amino acids. The transcript is spliced from 4 exons.